Molecule: messenger RNA, 918 nt
Organism: Paramecium primaurelia
Lineage: Eukaryota; Ciliophora; Oligohymenophorea; Peniculida; Parameciidae
Source: the annotation of a GenBank genome assembly
AUAACAUGGGAAAUAAACCCUCAGUAAAUUAAAGUAAAUUUCAAAAACAAUUGACAAUUAAUGACAAACAAUUUAAAAAAGACUAAAGCUAAUCGAAUGUUAUUGCUCCUUAUAGAGAAGGAACGACUUUAGCUGUAGAUAGUAAAUUGAAAGCAUAUUUAAAAAAUGCUAAUGAUGGUGAAGAUCUUGAUGAUGAUAAUCAAGGAGGAAGGAAUAAAUUAUAAUAAUUUAAAGAAGACUAACAUAAUGUAGAAAAUAUUUAAAAAGAAAUUAUUCAUUUAGAAGAAACAGUGUUUUCAAAAGAAAAAUUAUAAAGAGUUCGAGAAGACUUUGAAUCCUAUUCUAAAGAAAAUAAAAUGAGUAGAAAGAAGUUACUUGAAUAUUUUGGUAUGGCAGAACUUGAUAAUAAAAGAUUAGGAAACAGGAUUUUCUAAUGUGUUAAAUCAACAUUCUCUUAAAAAAAAACAGGGUAUAUAUUAUUAUAUAGUAUUUUUUAGACCAUUCUUAGAUUAUGCUAAGUUUUUAAAAGCUAUAUCUAUGUUAUCUUAAUAAAAUGAUGAAGGAAGAUUAAGGUUUUUAUAUUCCAUGUUUGAUAUGAAUUUAGAAGGUAGUAUAGAAAAAGAUGAGAUGUAUAAUUUAAUGAUGAUGUUUUUAGAGGUAAUUCAUAAAUUUAUCUUUUAGGGCAUGAUGUCAAUAAAUUAUGAGAAUUAAGAUUUGAAUGAUUUAAAAUAAAGAAUAAGUGAAUCACAUGACAGAUAGAUUGAACUUGCAUUAGAAGAAAUAGUUAAUGAAAUUUAUUAAAAUCAUGCAUCAAAACAAAAUGUUUUAAGUUAUGAUGAUUGGAGAAAUUGGUUGAUGGAAUAGGAAGGUAUUUAAGAAAUUUUACAAUUUAAUCCUCAUACUGAUUUUUAAGAUUGA